This is a messenger RNA of Galeopterus variegatus (Sunda flying lemur), 647 nucleotides long. RefSeq names its product coiled-coil domain-containing protein 148-like. Lineage: Eukaryota; Metazoa; Chordata; Mammalia; Dermoptera; Cynocephalidae. Bases 4 to 513 code for a protein of 169 amino acids. The record is from RefSeq and is a predicted model, not a curated record. The transcript has 4 exons.
AAAAUGGAAUCUGAAAUAAAAUCCUUUCUCAAUGAAGAGAACAUUGGAAAUAAAUGUCUUUGUGACCUUGCAGAUUUUGAACAAGAGUUAUCAGAACAAUGGUGCAGAUAUUUUACAAAUGUGAUAAAUCCUAUUCAGCAGUUGAGAGCAGAUCUAAAGUACAGACAGCAUCACACCUUACAGCAUUCAGACCCACAUGUUGAGUUUAACUCAGUGAAAGUGCUGCAAGAGGUUGACUCUGUAAAAAGACAAUUGAAAGCUGUCUUUGAAAGACUUGUCCUGGAGCAACAGAAAAUAGAAAAUGAUCUCUUAGACUGGAGUAUGAAAAUACUAGAUCAUUUUUCAGAAGAAAAAACUAACCUGCUUAGUGAAUUGCCCAUGGAAUUAGAAAGUUUGGAAUGUCCAUACCCUGAUUUGAAAUCUUCAAUCCUUAAUGAGUUCUAUAACUUUACAGACAAAUUUCAAAAGAAACUUCAAGAUUUUGAUCUGCAGUUAGAAGACAUAUACAGGUGAUGAGAUAAAACUGUUUGAAUCCUGUAGAUUUUUGACACUAAAUUUUUAUUUUUGUUCAAGAUCACUAUACUUCUGAUCUACUGUUUCAUAGUUACUACAUGAUUGAAGUACAAUCAAUAAAUAUUUAGCUUGAC